Halichondria panicea is the source of this 1250-nucleotide messenger RNA. RefSeq lists its product as uncharacterized. Gene Ontology annotation, molecular function: DNA binding. The coding region runs from base 92 to 1141 and encodes 349 amino acids. The transcript is spliced from 3 exons. NCBI's taxonomy places the organism in Eukaryota, Metazoa, Porifera, Demospongiae, Suberitida, Halichondriidae. The record is from RefSeq and is a predicted model, not a curated record.
GCCCUUGGUGUGGUCUAACCUUGUCAAGAGAUGAUCGCAAGAUCUCUUUGAGCCAAGUUAGUGUGAUUUUUAGACACAACUGGAAGUUGAGAUGAGCUCAAGUGAGCCAGCUGAUUCGUCUCUCAAGAGACCGAGCAAUGGUGAACACUUGCCAGCUACCUACACACUCACCAACAUUGCAGGGGACAAUGGAAUACUUGCUGAUCAUGAAAACCAUAAAUCGGGAGAUCUGAAUAAUAUCGACUCGUCUGAGCUGAGUGAUGAAGGGGACAUCGAAAUUGAGCACCUAAGUUCUGGCUAUGACGGCAACGCACAAUCCCCACACGCUGUUCGCGGUAAACGAACCGUAAUAAACAUUUGGCAGAAGGCGAUACUGGAAGACUAUUUUCGCAAUGGAAUGACGAGCGCUUCGAUGCAACUUCACUCUCUUCACGUGGCUGCAGCGGAAAAGACCGGACUAGACCUCGGUGUCAUCAAGAACUGGAUCAGAAAUCGAAGGAGGCCUGCAGCUGCCAGGAGUGCUGAGAGACUCACAAGCCUCAUUUCGGCCACCUCUGUUUCAACCACCCCACUCAGUGUGCCCUCAAUGCUACCUCCCAUCCCAAUAAUUUCCUCAAGCAUGGCCAUGUCAUCCAUUUUGACCCCUUCCAACCAUCCUCCUCCUAGCCUAGUGGAUGUGUCUGCAGUUCUAGCUCCACCGGCAACCAAAAGACAUAAUAUGGAACCACAUGCUGCUAGCCCUACAAUUCGAGUACUGAAAACUGUACCACCUUCACACAGUGCACCACAGGCGUCACAGGCUGAAACACAGUUUCUUGUUAAAGUGCGAUUGUCUGAAGUCGAUGAUGAAGAUUUUGUAGAAGUGGAGCUCUCAUCUCUGACUUAUCAGUCUCUGUUUGCGGCCAUUUGUGAGGAGUUUGAGUUGACCUCAUCUGAUGUGGCAAAGAUUCGUAAACUACCCAACGUACUGGUCCGCAAAGACAAGGAUGUGCAAAGACUGAAAGAAGGUCAAGAACUUGAAGUCGUCAUAAACUCAACCCGUCUUCGUGGUUACCAUGGCAAUUCCAUCGUAUCCAAUGACAACAUGCCUCCGGGAGUUUCGUUGCAAAAUUUAUCGAGUGGACAUUUCAUUACCCCGUAGAACACUUCAAUACACAUCACUAUAUAAUACAGAUACACAUCAUCAUUCUUCUGUCUUAUAAUUAUUAUAAAUAGUCUGAGAUUAAAAUCACCUGAUUUUUUUUAAUUGG